This is a messenger RNA of Capsella rubella, 970 nucleotides long. RefSeq names its product putative 57 kDa heat shock protein. The transcript is spliced from 5 exons. Bases 40 to 861 code for a protein of 273 amino acids. The record is from RefSeq and is a predicted model, not a curated record. Lineage: Eukaryota; Viridiplantae; Streptophyta; Magnoliopsida; Brassicales; Brassicaceae.
AGAAAAUCCCGGAGGAAAGCUUCACUCAGCCGUCGGAUCAUGGUCAGCCCUGUUACUCUUGCUCCUCAGUCUCCGGAGGGGUUUUACGCCAUCAACAACCCAUUUCUUGUGAGUGGUCCAAAAGGCUUCAUCGAGUUCAUGCCACUGGAGAGUGAUGACAUGUACAUAAGGGUCGAUCUCCCGGGAGUUCCAAACAACGGCGUCGAUGUCUUCCUCGACCUGCCAAACAAAACCGUGUGUAUCUCUGGGGACGCACCCAAGGAGCACAAGCACGACGCCACACUCCGAAGCUACGACGGCACCGCCCUUCGUCCCAAGCUUAGUAUCUUUGGUGAAAAGUCCAAAAUCGUCUGCAGAUGCACUGAGUUCUACUCCGCCUUCACUUCCCACAUGGCUGAUGGAGUUCUCCGCCUUGUUCUCACCAAGAUCCACACCGAUACUCCACCCCCUCCUUGCCUCGAGUUUCUUGCUACCCCUAACGGACAAAAGCCAUAUGGCACGGCUCCUCACCGUUGUCCGCCAUCGGAUCCUAAUGACCCCAAGUUAACUGGUCCGAUAUUGAAGCCACAUCCAUGUGUGUGUCAAGGAUCUCAGAUGCCUUACGAGUAUAAGGUGCUCCAAAACGGUGGCUUGUUCGUCCGUGUAGACAUGCCGGGUGUCGCCAAAGAGAACUUCACCGUCUCAGUCGCUAAUGGGAGAGUCAAGGUGACUGGUGAAGCUCCUGCCCUUAGCCAUGACUCAAGUGGACGUUUCUACUCUGGUGACGUGGCUAUGCUCUCUACCCUUAUCGACAUUCCCGUCCGUAAGAUCAAGACCAUUGCCAAGAGCGGUGUGAUCCGUUUGAUCAUCCCUCCCGUUUGAUGAUGAUUUCGUGGUGUAACUUUGUGUUUGGGUCUUUAUUGAAUCUGCUUUUUUUUGUUUUCCUUGAGUAGGACCUUUUAUUUAUUCGGGAUACUGUUGUUGUUUCAAG